GUAACGCGUUGGCUGGCUGCUGGUUUGAGCCGCCUGCCGCCGCGGUGCGCUAGCCUCCUGCAGCCCGCCGCAGCACGGGCGCGCGGCCGCUCCAGCCCGCCUUCGCCUCCGCUGCCUUUAGCCUCGCUUUCAUAUCCUUCCCACGCCUCCGCUGCCUGUGUUCUGGGUCUUCGGCCGUCCUCGCCGCCUAGAGGAGUUCCUGCGUCAGUGAAGAAGCCGCUCUCCGGCUGGCCCCGCCGCGGACGCUGCGACCCCAGGCCAGUCUCUCCCUCUGCACAGUUCUCGUCUGCAGAGAAGCGGCUCUUCGCCGGCCUGAAAGCCGGGCUCCGACCGCGAAAGCCGGGUCGACGCCGGCAGCAGUGAGUUCCCGGCGCCCGGGCUUGGGAAACGGGGCGGCCACGCCCCGCGAUCACAGCCGGGCGGCCUCUCCGGCGCGGAUUGCUCCUGCCUGCGCCACCCACCCUCGCUCCUCGCCAGUUCUCUGCUCUGCGACAUCCUGCUUGCAGGUGGAGGACCCAGCCUGCUGACCCCGACCAGAGUCGCAAGAUGGCGAUGGCCGAGUGACUGGUUGAGCAUCCCCGAUGCUUCGCUCCGAGAACGGGGAAGGACUGACUUAAGGGGGCAGCGAAAGAAUGAGAGCGGGGCGCUCGUGUCCUCUGUCAAUCGUGAUUGCGUGAAGCUUGCCUCCCUUGGGCAUAUUGGGUCGGGGGAGGGGAGUGUCCGCUGUUGUCCUAAGUCCUAGAGCACCCGGAGCCACAGUCUAAUCCGUAUUUGUAGAAUUGGGACCCUUUAUAGUUGGUUGGGACAAUGGCGAUGACACUGUUGGAAGACUGGUGUAGAGGGAUGGAUGUGAACUCCCAGAGAGCCCUGCUGGUCUGGGGGAUCCCAGUGAACUGUGAUGAGGCUGAAAUCGAAGAGACUCUCCAGGCUGCGAUGCCCCAGGUACCCUAUCGAGUGCUUGGGAGAAUGUUCUGGAGGGAAGAGAAUGCCAAAGCAGCCUUGUUAGAGCUCACUGGCGCUGUGGAUUACGCCGCGAUCCCCAGGGAGAUGCCAGGUAAAGGAGGGGUCUGGAAAGUAAUCUUUAAGCCCCCGACGUCAGAUGCUGAAUUUUUAGAAAGGUUGCAUCUCUUCCUAGCGAGAGAGGGGUGGACCGUGCAAGAUGUUGCCCGUGUCCUUGGGCUUCAGAACCCCACUCCGGCCCCAGGCCCAGAUAUGCCAACAGAAAUGCUAAACUAUAUUUUGGAUAAUGUUAUUCAGCCUCUUGUUGAGUCUAUAUGGUAUAAGAAGCUGACGCUGUUCUCCGGGAGGGACAUCCCGGGGCCUGGGGAGGAGACCUUUGAUCCCUGGCUGGAGCACACUAAUGAGGUCAUAGAGGAGUGGCAGGUGUCUGAUGUAGAAAAGAGGCGGCGGUUGAUGGAGAGUCUUAGAGGCCCUGCUGCUGAUGUCAUCCGCAUCCUAAAGACCAACAACCCUGCGAUUACUACCGCCGAAUGCCUGAAGGCGCUUGAGCAGGUGUUUGGGAGUGUCGAGAGCUCUAGGGAUGCUCAGGUCAGAUUUCUGAACACUUACCAGAACCCGGGAGAAAAGUUAUCUGCUUAUGUCAUUCGUCUGGAGCCUCUGCUGCAGAAGGUGGUGGAGAAGGGGGCCAUAGAUAAAGAUAACGUGAACCAGGCCCGCCUGGAGCAGGUUAUUGCCGGGGCCAACCACAGCGGGGCCAUCCGAAGGCAGCUGUGGCUGACAGGGGCUGCGGAAGGGCCGGCGCCUAACCUCUUCCAGUUGCUGGUGCAGAUCCGUGAGGAAGAGGCCAAGGAAGAAGAGGAGGAGGCUGAGGCCGCCCUCCUGCAGUUAGGCCUGGAGGGGCACUUCUGAGUUCCAGAAAAAGGGGCUUUGGUGCAGACCUAGAUCACAGCUGCUUUCGCUCUCUGUGCUGUCCUACAGGCAUGUCUCCUAGUAGUGAAGACUUAGUUGUGUUUUUUCUGGGGGGAAGUAGGGCCUGAGUAUUCAUAUAACAGUAAAACCAUGCAUCGAGCACCAGUGAUGCUGCGGUACAAGUGAGUCGUGCUAGCUAGCUACAAUGCCCGAGAAAGGCUUGGACAAGAGUGCUCAGUGAAGCUGUCAUCAUCAGUUGUGAAAAACGUGAACUUGUGACACUUCCCAUAGAGGUAAUUAAGUAUGAAAUUGCAUGUUCAGAUGUUUAGCGCAGGGCCUGGCUGACACAAGUUCAGUAAAAAUGUGAACUGUUAUUACGACAAUCGUGAAUAGUUUUUAUUUACUAUAAAUUGCUCCUGAUUUAUAUUAAUGGAAAGAAACGUGAAUUGAUUAGAUAUUAUUCGACUUUACAGUGUAAAUUUAUUUUUCAUCUUUAAACAUCUGGAUCAGUUUAAUUGAAAAGUAUUGAGUCUACAAAAUGGGGUGUUAGAAAAACACUGCACUUACAGAGCUGUGUAAGUCAGUUUUCCACUGUACAAGAUACGGAUAUAAAUUGCAUGGGGAAGUUAAUAUGAACCAGUUACAGUAUCUAUUCCCCCAUUUCAAAUCUUUGAUGAGUAGUUUACCUUGUUCGUGCUGAUUCUAAGUGUUCUAAAUUCGAAGUUAUCAAAUACAUGUAUAUAAAUAAAAAUGUUUUAAAAGUUC
Molecule: messenger RNA, 2634 nt
Organism: Vicugna pacos (alpaca)
Lineage: Eukaryota; Metazoa; Chordata; Mammalia; Artiodactyla; Camelidae
Gene: PNMA1
Product: PNMA family member 1
Source: RefSeq, a predicted model, not a curated record